AUGGAGCUUCAUGAAGCUGAGCUUGCUGUGAGACCGGUGGAUCCAAAAAUGAUAAGUAGACCAAGAUAUGCGGUAAUGAACACCGCAAAGGGUCCAAUUACUAUAGAAAUAUACAAAGAUGCUUCUGCUGGUGUUGUGGAUAGAUUUAUCGACUUGUGCAAGAGUAAUCAUUUCAAAGGAAUGCCAUUUCGGCAUAUCAUAAAAAAUUUUGUAAUUCAAGGAGGUGAUUUUGAUUUUGAUGGAGCUGCCCAAGAAUGGAUAACGAAAGCUAAAGCUAGUGGGAAAAAUGAUCUCAGUCCAAAACAUGAGGCAUUUAUGAUUGGGACUGCAAAGAAUCCUAAUAACAAAGGAUUUGAUUUGUUUAUCACGACCGCUCCAAUUCCUGACUUGAAUGACAAGCUUGUUGUAUUUGGGCGAGUUAUCAAGGGAGAGGACAUCGUUCAGGAGAUUGAAGAAGUUGACACUGAUGAACAUUAUCAGCCAAAGGCUGCCAUAGGCAUCAUCAAUAUCAUGCUAAAACAGGAGCCUUGA
Miscanthus lutarioriparius is the source of this 531-nucleotide messenger RNA. Lineage: Eukaryota; Viridiplantae; Streptophyta; Magnoliopsida; Poales; Poaceae. The record is from the annotation of a GenBank genome assembly.